Molecule: messenger RNA, 897 nt
Organism: Torulaspora globosa
Lineage: Eukaryota; Fungi; Ascomycota; Saccharomycetes; Saccharomycetales; Saccharomycetaceae
Gene: COQ5
Product: 2-hexaprenyl-6-methoxy-1,4-benzoquinone methyltransferase
Exons: 1
Coding region: 1-897 (298 amino acids)
Biological process (GO): ubiquinone biosynthetic process
Molecular function (GO): methyltransferase activity
Source: RefSeq, a predicted model, not a curated record
AUGCUGAAGUCAGUUGCUCGAUCUUCUGCCGCCUGGCGUUCGCAGAGCAGGCUAGCAAGACCUUUCUCCCAAACUUUGAGCGCCUUUAAUGCUAAAAGUGACAACACUGAAACUGCCCAGUUCACCCAUUUUGGCUCCAAGAGGGUCCCUAAAGUAGAGAAGGAGAAGUUGGUUAGGCAUGUCUUCUCAUCCGUGGCUUCGAAAUACGAUUUGAUGAACGAUGUAAUGUCGCUUGGUAUUCACAGGUUAUGGAAGGAUCAUUUUAUAAACAAGUUAGAUGCCGGUAAGAGACCUAAUUCCACAGAACCUUUACAUUUCAUCGAUGUAGCAGGAGGGUCAGGGGACAUCGCCUUUGGGAUUCUCGAUCACGCUGAGCAGAAGUUUCAUGAUACAGAGUCUUCAAUGCACAUUGUGGACAUCAAUCCUGAUAUGUUGAAGGAAGGUGAAAAGAGAGCUAUGGAGCAACAGAAGUACUUCAAUGAUCCAAGGGUCACUUUUUUGGUUCAAAACGGAGAAACUCUGGACAAGAUAGAAUCGAACUCAAAAGAUGUGUACACUAUCUCGUUUGGAAUCAGAAACUUCACCGAUAUUCAGGCAGGGCUGAAUGCUGCAUACAGAGUUUUGAAACCUGGCGGUAUUUUUUACUGCUUAGAGUUCUCGAAGAUUCAGAACUAUCUGGUUGACUCAGCUUAUCAACAGUGGGCCAAGAUCUUGCCCGUUAUGGGUUCAAUAGUAGCCAACGAUUAUGACUCGUACCAAUACUUGGUCGAGUCGAUCGAGAAAUUUCCUGACCAAGAGACUUUCAAGGAAAUGAUUCAAAAGGCAGGGUUCGAAUCUGCAGGAUAUGAGAGUUUAACUUUUGGCAUUUGUGCCAUCCACUGGGGUGUGAAGGUUUGA